This is a messenger RNA of Chara braunii, 1335 nucleotides long. NCBI's taxonomy places the organism in Eukaryota, Viridiplantae, Streptophyta, Charophyceae, Charales, Characeae. The record is from the annotation of a GenBank genome assembly.
UCGUAAGUCCAACCCGAGUAGAGAGUACAAGCCCCCUAGAAACAGGUUAACCUGUACGGCCUAUGUGUUGAGGCGCGAAAUUGUUGUUAAUUGUGCACCAUCACCAUGGUGGACCUCAGGUCUAGAACUAGCACCACCCCCUACAACAAGGAGCAAGAGGAGAGAGUUGUCGCUAUUCUGCGAGAGAGGAAGGAGAGAAUGGAGAGGAGAGAGUUGAUCAAGCAGGCCAAGAUGCUGGCCUUGCUGGAGGAGCAAGAGGCAAAGAAGAGGCAGAUGGAGGUGGAGCUGAAGAAAUGGACGGAGGAGCAGGAGGAGAAGAUGGCGGCUAUACAAGCGAAGGUGGAGAAAGAAGAAAACGAAAAGCAAGUGGAAGAAGUACCGCUGGAAAGGAGAAGAGUUGAAGCCAGUACGAGGAAGGAGCAGGAGAUAGAGAAGACAACAAAAGAAUGGACCACACACUUGGAGCUCGGGGAAGAUAGGGAGGCAGAGCUGGCCAUACCCCAAGAAGAGAGAGAGGCGGCGAGGAAAGAGUUAGAGGCAGAGAGGGACCCGAUAAGGAGAAGAGCAAAGGAGGAAGAACAACAGAGGGCAUGGAAGUGGCGUUUGUCCCAAGAGAAAGUUAGGCGUUUGGAGGCGGCGGAGCGAGCAGAAAGGGACCUGAAAGCGGUGGAAGCUAGGAUGGGAAAGAUCAGGGCUGAGACCGAGUUAGCUACUAAAGUUGAUACCCCGACCCAAAGUGUGGAAUCUCUACUAAUUGCACAUCGCGAGCAAACGCAGUACAUCCGCAGUUUAGAUGUAAAGAUAGAUGCGGUACGUGUUGGGUUUAAAGAUUUUGCGCGCGACAUAAUGGAGUACCUGGUGGACCAGGUCCACCUGGCGAUUAGUAAGGCUAAGGAAUUCUGCACCGGCGCCAUUGAAGGCGCCAAGUUAGCAGCUCCUAAGGAAGAGGAGCCAGCCCCACCACGCCGCGAGAAGGUCAAAGUCCGUUUCCCCGAACCCUUUAGUGGAAAGAAGGGAGAGGAUUUCGAUAAUUGGGAGGCCAAUGUGCACUCCUAUCUGUAUUUAGAGGGAGUCACGCCUGAAGACCACGUUUUGGUGGCCUUCCAAGCCCUUCGAGAUGAGGCGACCAACUAUGCUAGGACGCUCGCGCGCGCUGCAAAUUGCGAAAACGAUCUGGUCACCUAUUCUAGACUGAAACCCCUCUCCGAGUUCCUGAAUUCACUUAGGGAGCGAUUCUCAGAUGUGACGCGGGGGCUCAAAGCCUCCGACAAGCUCCAAAUGAUACACACUCGCUAGUGGAAGAGUUUGCAUGUGCUUAAGUCCGCUAUGGACAAA